Molecule: messenger RNA, 2015 nt
Organism: Silurus meridionalis
Lineage: Eukaryota; Metazoa; Chordata; Actinopteri; Siluriformes; Siluridae
Gene: cbx8b
Product: chromobox homolog 8b
Exons: 5
Coding region: 178-1209 (343 amino acids)
Source: RefSeq, a predicted model, not a curated record
AGAGAGAGAGAGAGAGAGAAGGCAGCAGGCGGACUCGGCUAAAGCUAACGGGGAGAAAAACAUGGAGCUGUCUGCAGUGGGGGAGAGGGUCUUCGCCGCCGAGUCCAUCAUCAAGCGGCGGAUCAGAAGAGCUCGGCGCUAACCUCUCAUACACGUUUCUCUUCUCUUGCAUGUGUGAUGGCGCAGGGUCGGAUGGAGUAUCUGGUGAAAUGGAAAGGCUGGUCGCAAAAGUACAGCACCUGGGAACCUGAAGAGAACAUUCUGGACUCUCGGCUCUUUGCCGCGUUUGAGGAAAGAGAGCGUGAAAGAGAACUGUUUGGGCCCAAGAAGAGAGGACCGAAACUCAAGACCUUUCUAAUGAAGGCUCAGGCCAAAGCCAAAGCGAGGUCCUACGAGUUCCGUGGUGAGUCUUCACGCAGCUUCCGCAUUAACUACUCAAAUCCUGAGCCUCAUGUGACACCGAGGGCCAGAGAAGGUCUGCGCAGCAUCGUCCCCACCAUCUUUCCUCCCAGCACGGUGAACCGUGGCGAAAGCAUCCGAUCCAGCCACCAAGAACCGACUCGAGAUCAUCGCCCUCUUCUGGUCCAGAGAACCGAAUCAGACAGGACGGGCCACAUGCCAAAAAAACGUGGUCGCAAACCCAAACUGUUUCGAGAGGGCUACACGAGCAUCCUACAUGCAGAAACGAGCAAGAUGGACGAGUCCAUGUCGGGCAUCCCGUCCAAAAUGGCACGUCUUGAACUGGGCGAGGAUGAUGAGGACGCUUUGAGCGUGAAGUCUCAAAAGCCACAGAACCCUCUCCUCUUUCCUCUUCGGACGAUGGAAUGGACCAAAACGAGGGAGGACUGCAGGACUCGAGAUCAUUCCACCAGUCAUUUUCACCGCAAAUACCUUAAACAUCUCAGACAUCAUGCAGCAUUCAAACACGGCAACACCUCAGCUUUUAAACAUCAUCAUCAUCAUCAUCAGCAUCAUUCUCACCGUCAUCACCAUCAUCAUCACCAGCCUUCACUUAUCGCUAAGAUUCCAAUGGCACGGAUCCUCGGGGAACCAGAGGAGGAGGUGGAACAGGAGGAGGACAAGGACAUGUGGAGACCGUGCUUCAGCAGCGUGGAGAAGGUCACGAUCACAGAUGUGACGACAAACUUUUUAACUGUCACCAUCAAAGAGAGUAACACAGACAAAGGCUUCUUUAAAGACAAGAGAUGAUUUCUUUCCUGUUACCUACAGACCCAUUUUCAGCUACAGCUCUAAACUCAUGAAGUAAAAUUCCACAUGAGCAGUAUCAGUACCUUCAACAUGUCAGAACAUCGACAUGAGAAGAUUAGUUCCCCAGACCAUGAUCUUCUAAAGACAAACCUUUCUCCAAAAGAGGAAUAUUUUCAUGAAAAAUCUUAGUAUUAUUUAAUAAUUACUGAUAAUUAUUGUGAUAAUAUUGUAGACAUUUGAUCAUGUGAUCAUUCAACAAACAUUUACAAUAAAGAUGUCAAGUUUCUUUAAAGAGAGAGAAAAGAGAGAAAAUAAACUUUUCUGAUUCCCCAAAAACCUACCAGAAAUUUGGAUACAUCUUGACGAUGAACUGAAGGAUUCUCACCACGUUCUCACCACGUUCUCACCACAUUCUUAUACUGUAUAUGAAAUUAUAUAUUCAGCAUCAAAAUAUCACAAAUGGUUCAUUUUCCUCUGAAAAAUAUUCGUCACCUUUGUGUUUAAAGUCGUGUUUUCACAGUUGCAGUCUUUCUUUCACAUCACCAUGUGCUGUAUAUGAUGGACAUCAAGUUACACAAGUUCUGCUCUGUUUUCUAUGUUAAACACUGAACCGUGAUCAAGAAAAUGUUUGCAUGCACUAGAUGAAGUUUCUAGACAAAGUCACUAGACAAAGAUCCAUGUUUGGGAUUGUAAAUGUGUGUAUGUUCGGCUCCUGGAGAUCUUUUCUUGUAAAAAAAACAAAAAAAAAAAGACAAACGUUUUAAAUUCACAAAUCAUAUACUAAACUAAAUAUAUAUAUAACACCA